This is a messenger RNA of Melopsittacus undulatus (budgerigar), 3710 nucleotides long. It is a transcript of the gene RAD23B, whose product is annotated as RAD23 homolog B, nucleotide excision repair protein. The coding region runs from base 331 to 1536 and encodes 401 amino acids. Gene Ontology annotation, molecular function: ubiquitin binding; damaged DNA binding; polyubiquitin modification-dependent protein binding. The transcript is spliced from 10 exons. The record is from RefSeq and is a predicted model, not a curated record. Gene Ontology annotation, cellular component: nucleoplasm; cytosol. Lineage: Eukaryota; Metazoa; Chordata; Aves; Psittaciformes; Psittaculidae. Gene Ontology annotation, biological process: proteasome-mediated ubiquitin-dependent protein catabolic process; nucleotide-excision repair.
ACGCCGUUGGCUCGUCGAGUGAGAGCGGGCACCCGCCGCUCCGAGCCGGGGUAGCGGAGCCGAGCGUCCCCUCAAUCCCGCCCGCCACUGCGCGGGAGCGUGACUGGCACCUGGGGCCGCGCGGCACACGGCGAGCCGUUGCUCCGCCUCCUCCUCCACUUUCUCCUCCUCUUCCUCCUCCUCCUCGUCUUCCUCCCUCUUUCUCUUCGCUUCCUAUAUUAGCUUCUCAUCUCCUCUCCCUCUUCGCUCCUCUCCUCCCGCUUACUCUUGCGUGCUUGGUCUCGCUGCGCUGUGGGGGACACGGGGGCAGGAGCGUGGCCUGCCGCCGCCAUGCAGAUCACACUGAAAACGCUGCAGCAGCAGACCUUCCGCAUCGACAUCGACCCUGAGCAGACGGUGAAGGAACUGAAAGAGAAGAUUGAGUCAGAAAGGGGGAAAGAUGCUUUUCCAGUAGCUGGCCAAAAACUGAUUUAUGCAGGUAAAAUCCUUAAUGACGAUACUGCUCUUAAGGAAUACAAAAUAGAUGAGAAGAACUUUGUGGUUGUUAUGGUGACAAAAGCCAAAGCAGCAACUGGAGCAAUGCAGCAGUCAAAUGCUACUGCUGCCACUAGCUCAACGACUGUAGCUCCCACACCAGUCACUGCACCAGUCCCUGAUGCUGCCCCUGUACCAGCUCCUGCUCCUCUACCACCAGCACCAGAUGUAGUUGCCUGUGAAUCAGAACCUGUGAAUGAUCCUAAAGAAGAGAAGCUAGCAGAAGAACUACCUGAGGCACCAGCUGCUGUCAGUCCAUCGUCAACUGACAGUACAACAGGUGAUACAUCUCGAUCAAAUCUUUUUGAGGAUGCUAUAAGUGCACUUGUGACAGGUCAGUCCUAUGAGAAUAUGGUGACUGAGAUCAUGUCAAUGGGCUAUGAACGAGAGCAAGUAAUUACAGCGCUGCGGGCUAGCUUCAACAAUCCUGACAGAGCAGUGGAAUAUCUUUUAAUGGGCAUACCCAGAGAUAAUCAGGCUGCGGCUGAACCCCCUCCUCCAGCAGCAAGCAGUGGUGCCUCUCAGUCUUCAGCAGUGGCAGCAGCUGUAGCAACUAUACCUACAACUACCAGUUCAUUGGGAGGACAUCCACUUGAGUUUUUACGAAAUCAGCCUCAGUUCCAGCAGAUGAGACAAAUUAUUCAGCAAAAUCCUUCUCUGUUACCAGCAUUGCUACAGCAGAUUGGAAGGGAGAACCCUCAAUUACUGCAGCAAAUAAGCCAACACCAGGAACACUUUAUUCAUAUGUUGAAUGAGCCAGUGUUGGAGUCUCGCCAAGGUUUAGCUGGCAGUGAUGAUGGUGCCAGCACUGGAGGACUAGCAGAAGCUGGAAAUGGUCACAUGAACUACAUUCAAGUAACACCUCAGGAAAAAGAAGCUAUAGAAAGGUUAAAGGCAUUAGGAUUUCCUGAAGGACUUGUGAUACAGGCGUAUUUUGCUUGCGAGAAGAAUGAAAACUUGGCUGCCAACUUUCUUCUACAACAGAACUUUGAUGAAGAUUGAGAGACACUUUCUUGUUUCACAUCUCACACCAGUGCAUUACACUAAAUUUGCUCACUCGAUUGUCUGGGAUUUUGGGCUUACAUUCAUAAUGCUUGGUGUAUGGUAUGUGGGGAGGGGCAAAGAAGAUAAUAUAGGCAGCAGAACAAAGAAAGCAGCAAAUGUGUCUGCUUUAAAUUAGCAGAUGCAAAAUUAAAAAUAAUAUACAACCAAAAAUCAGCUCCUGCAGACAAUUAUUUUCCUCUCUAAACUGUAGGUUGACUUUUUCUAGGUGUUCAUUCUUACCGUGUACUAGUUCCAGCAAUGUAGUGUAAUGCCCUGCUUCAUGUUCCUUUCUACUUAGUAUUGGUAUGGGAAGUAGCCUGUGCUACUAGGUUCUACAAUCUGUAUUUUGUGGCAACACUGGAUAGCAGCUGUGUGAAAUCUAAAAGAUUGAGCAAAUGUAAACAUGAAUGCCAAAAUAAUAGGUAGUUAUUUUGCUUUUAAGGUCUUUUAAGGCAGUGCAAGAAACACAGUAUUCGCUUAAUGCUGGAUUAAAGUAAUGUUGGCUUUUUUUCCAAAUGAAAACCCAUUUCAAUUAAAAGUGUCUUGAUCAUUGAGAAACACCACACCCUUCUUUGCCCCUCUCAAAUGAUCUGAGAAGCUAUAUGCAUACAGGUAAAAUUACUAUCCUGUUUACAUCUUUUGUUUUGCAGAACUACUAUUCACCUCAAUGUUAUGUUGCAGUAAAAGUUUUCAAAACAAGUAAUUGCAUGUUUGGUUUUGUUAUAUGCACUCUUGUGAAUUGAAUAUUCUUUUUUUCUGCCAGCAAACAAAAUGCAAGCUUCAUUUUUGUUCAACCAGCUUUUACAAUACAGUUGUAAGCAUAGGAAGAUAUUUGCAUUCUGUUGCUCUUGAGUAGGUUGUAAUGCUCAAGCUAUUUCUGUUCAGUAAAGACUUUCUUGGAUUUAGUCACUUUAUGAGGAAGAUAGCUUCAUUACUGGAGGUAUCAAGCGAACAGUCAAUCUAUUCCAGCCCAAAAAAAUCUGCACUCAUUAAUACCUUUAAUUGAAAAUAAGCUCUAGUUACAGAGUUUUGAAUCUUACCUCUUGGUACCUACUUGUCAUAUAUUUUGUUCAGUCAUCAUAAAAUGUAAGAAUCUUCCUUCUAAUACAUUGAAUUUUGGAGACAAUUUUGCCCGUCAUUGCAAUGCUAACAAUGAAAACAAAUUCUAGUUUAAUCUAAAGCUAUUAUCUGCAAUAUUUCUUAAACACAGCUUGGGGAUAUUUUGUGGUUUUACUGUUGUACUCCAGUUACCUGGAUUACAGAUUUAUCUCUACAGUAACCACGAAAGUAUUAGUGGUACAGCACAGAGAUGUUGUACCACUAAUGAUAUUAACCAUUUAGUGGUAUAACUAAAUAAUUAUUUUCUGCUUAGGUUAUGUAUCAGUGGAUUAACUACUUAACUGCUACUUAUGCUCAAAGUACAAGUCCAAGUGUCUUGAGAAAAGAAGAUGAAAAAUGCUGAAAUGUCUGUAUUUGUUUCUUCAUUGUUGUCUGUAGUCUGUUAAAUAAUUAUCUGCACAAAAUAGUGAAAUGUAUUAAAGCCUUUUACUUUUUCUUUCUAUCCUUAGACAUUUGUGAUGUUUUUUCUAGAUAGUGUUUCAGUAAUUCAGAUUUUAUUCUUUUAAAAUUUCAUAGGUAUGUAAUGUCUAAGUAGUCAGUAGUACAACCCAAAUCUAUCAGUAGAAGGUAUCAUAUCACUAAAUAGAAAAUUAAGUCUUUCAUAAUGCUUUGAUUUUAGAGAAGUUAACAUUAAUACCUGAAUCAACCAGUAGAUUUCUGCUAAUUAGGAUUCUCAGUAUAUUUAUGGACUGGAAGAGAUUAAUUUUGUUUUAAUGCUGGGCAGGCAAAAAGGUGUUAUAAGUAAAAGGACCAACUGCCAGGUACUUGAAAAAUGCCAAAUUGAUACAAGAACUUCUUGAAUGUACUUUGCUACAUAGCUAAUAGCUAAGCAAAAGUUUUUUUGUUUGUGGGACUCUUCUGUGCUGAUCAAAUUGUUAUCAGAAAUAACCAUUCCUUCUCUAGAAGUAUGGAGAGUAAAGCACGAAUGUCUGUGGGUGUUUCAGUGGGCUCCCUCCAAUUUUGAUUCUGAAAUAUAUUUGAAUUAAAGACUGUUGAGCUUGAUCUUUGUAAAA